Messenger RNA from Limanda limanda (common dab), 1261 nucleotides. Its product is annotated as phenazine biosynthesis-like domain-containing protein. Gene Ontology annotation, biological process: biosynthetic process. Gene Ontology annotation, molecular function: isomerase activity. The record is from RefSeq and is a predicted model, not a curated record. Gene Ontology annotation, cellular component: cytoplasm. The transcript is spliced from 10 exons. The coding region runs from base 115 to 966 and encodes 283 amino acids. Lineage: Eukaryota; Metazoa; Chordata; Actinopteri; Pleuronectiformes; Pleuronectidae.
UAGACAGUGUCCAAAGUCCACUGUCAGCAGAAGGCUGAAACCCCACCGUGCUCACUGCCUCGCUGGAGUCAACAGUAAAUUUAAAUUUAAAUUACAGUUUAAACAGUAAACACGAUGGAGAUUCCAGUAUUUACAGUGGACGCCUUCACUAAUUUACCAUUCAAGGGAAACCCUGCAGCAGUAUGUCCACUAAUGCACGAGCUGAGUGAUGAGUUGUAUCAGAAGAUCGCAGCAGAGAUGAACCUGUCAGAAACUGUUUUCAUCACCACAAUCAACCCCUCUGACACUUUCUCUACAGGAUCAAGGUUCCGUCUCAGAUGGUUUACACCGACCACUGAAGUGAAUCUGUGUGGUCACGCUACUCUGGCCUCCGCUGCAGUGCUGUUCCAGCAUAAGAAGAAUGUGAAUCCUGUAGUGGUGUUUGAGACCAGCAGUGGAGAUCUGGCGGUCACCAAGCAGAGCAAGGGCUACGUCAUGGACUUUCCUCUCAACCCGCCCACCCAGGAGGAUCCUAGUGAGUUCAGAGACAUCAUCAAGGCAGCAGUUGGGAACCACCCAGUUCAGGAUGUUUAUAUGAGCGACAACACUAAGAAACUGAUGGUUCGACUGGCUGACAGCUGUGACAGGUCAGUGCUAACCAGUCUGAAAGUCGACCCCGUCACUCUUCAGAGAAGUGAGAAAAGUGGAAGAGUCAAAGGACUCAUUGUCACCAUGAAAGCCCAGUCAGAACACGACUUCUACUCCAGAUACUUUGCUCCAUGGAAUGGAAUCCCUGAGGAUCCCGUCACAGGUUCUGCUCACACUGUCCUCGGUAGCUACUGGUCUGAGAAACUGGGGAAGAAGAAAAUGCUGGCUUACCAGUGCUCCAGUCGAGGUGGGGAGCUGGAACUUGAAGUGAGAGACGAUGGGAGAAUCAACAUCGCUGGACAAACUGUCACUAUUCUGCAGGGAACCAUCACACUGUAGUUACACACACACUCAAGCAAAGAGGGUUUGAGAUACUGAAACAGUCAACUUGUUCCUGAGAGUAGAAGAGGACACUGGCAACAACAUACAAGAAAACGCAUUAAACACUUUGUUAGGAUUUUUAUUAUUUAUUCAUACAUCACAAUGGAAAAAUCACAAUAUUGCACAUAAACAAAACAUGUAAAAUCAGAGAUUGUGCUGGAAGAAAAACGGAUCAAUCGAAGAAUCGCAGCUCGCCAGGUCAUCAGGAUGUUAUCUGAAAUGCUUUUUUCAUUGUAUUAAAAAAUUAAAUGAA